AUGGACCCCAACACCGUUGACAAGAACGAUGAUAGGUACUCUCACUACCAUCGAAGGAUACAACACCCCAGGAUGGACUGCUACAACCUCCGAAUAAUGUUACAGAGGAAGCUGGAGAUAGGCGAAAUUGAGAUGGGAAAUCCUGAAGGCGGCAAGGCGACUCAACACCAAGUUAUGAUGCUCUCUCAUGAACCGAGUGGAGAUGCUUGGAAACCUUGGGAAGACAAUGAUGAAGAGGCGUGUGAAACCGAGAUGGAAAACCCCGCGUUCACAAACACAGAUGGUGUGGCUAGCAGGUUUGCACAAACAGUAUUGUCUCAACAAUUAUUUGACUCCCUCGACUUCAGUGAAAACCAAAUCAAAGAAGCAUCCAAGGCUAUAACAGCUAUCGCGGCAGGAAAACCCUACGACCCCCUCCCCAAGGAGGCGAUUGUGUUUACAGAUGAAGACAUCUUCUAUCCGGGAGAGCAUCUUAGACCCUUGUACUUAACCACGCAUAUCAACAAGCACCCAUUGAAGAGAGCCUUCGUAUAUGGGGGUGCGUCUCUGAAUUUAAUCUCCAUGCACACUUUAGACAUCCUGGGAGUGCAGCGAUCCGCAAUCAGGAUGCGAACUACUUCAGUGAAGGGGUUCGGCGGUCAUACCCAGACAUCCAUAGGGAUCGUCAACCUAGUCAUGAAAGUCGGACCUAUCCGCGCACUUACACCAUUCUACAUACUGGAAGAUGACACCACAUUCCACGUACUAUUGGGGCGAGGAUGGCUGCUCAACCAUAAGGUAGUGGCAUCGACGUAUCACCAAUGUGUUAAGACCAAUAUGGGAGGAAGGAAGUAUCGGAUCCCCUCCACAAGCAACCCGUUCGACCCAGAUGAAACAUAUAUGGCGUAG
Papaver somniferum (opium poppy) is the source of this 888-nucleotide messenger RNA. RefSeq lists its product as uncharacterized. Gene Ontology annotation, molecular function: aspartic-type endopeptidase activity. Lineage: Eukaryota; Viridiplantae; Streptophyta; Magnoliopsida; Ranunculales; Papaveraceae. The record is from RefSeq and is a predicted model, not a curated record. Gene Ontology annotation, biological process: proteolysis. Bases 1 to 888 code for a protein of 295 amino acids. The transcript has a single exon.